Messenger RNA from Plodia interpunctella (Indianmeal moth), 597 nucleotides. Its product is annotated as oleate hydratase-like. Gene Ontology annotation, molecular function: FAD binding; oleate hydratase activity. The transcript has a single exon. The record is from RefSeq and is a predicted model, not a curated record. Bases 1 to 597 code for a protein of 198 amino acids. Lineage: Eukaryota; Metazoa; Arthropoda; Insecta; Lepidoptera; Pyralidae. Gene Ontology annotation, biological process: fatty acid metabolic process.
AUGCCUCGUCAACCACUUUUUAAAGAACAAAAUAAUCAACAAUCGGUUGCAUGGGCUUAUGCUUUACUAUCAAAUAAGCCAGGAAAUUAUAUUAAGAAACCGGUUGAAAAAUGCACGGGUCAGGAAAUCACACAAGAGCUAUUGUAUCACUUAGGAGUUCCAGAUAAAGAUAUUGACCGUAUAUCAAAAGAUUCAGCGCAUACAAUUCCAGUAUUCAUGCCAUUUAUUACCUCAUACUAUAUGUUACGAAAACCGGGAGAUCGCCCACUAGUAAUUCCAAAUGGCUCCAAAAACCUAGCCUUUAUAGGAAAUUUUGCUGAAACAAAAAGUGAAGCGGCAUUCACAACAGAAUAUUCUGUUCGUACUGCUAUGGAAGCAGUUUACGAAUUUCUGAAUAUAGAACGAGGGAUCCCAGAAGUGCAUGCUUCAGCCUUCGACAUGAGAGUGCUAGCACGAGCUAUGUACUACUUAUCGGAUAAGAAAAAACUAAAUGAGAUGGAUUUACCCGUAAAGGACAAUCAAAUGUUUAAAGCGGGUUUGCAAAAUUUUGCGCCUACUUAUAUUGGCGAAAUUUUAAGAGAAAGUAAUUUAGUGUGA